GCCCAGUAAUUUUGAGUCACUCCUUUUCUUCAGCCACACCCUCUUACCUUCCUCAAGUUUCUUGACUUCUCCUCGAGUUUGAGUAGUUUCUCUUCUUCCUCAGCGACUGAACCGUACUUUCUCUUUCCCCCGUCUCCCUGUGAGUUAUCCUAUAAUACGCACAAAAUGGAGGAGCCCCCAGCUACUAAACUUCACACCAAAGGCCGUCUAAUCGUCGGUACGAACGGAACAGCAGAGGAUGAUGUCGUCAAAUUCAGUGGAAGGGGCUCUGUCUCCCUAGCAAAGCUGGUUGAGCCUAUUAAUCCGAUGCUCAAUUAUUUUGAAAUAGAGAUAUUGAACAGAGGGUCCGAGUGUGCCAUUGGCAUUGGGGUUGGUGCUAUCAACUAUCCACAGGGUCGUCAGCCUGGUUGGAACAAGGGGGGGAUCGGCUAUCAUGCUGACGAUGGUCAUCUCUACCACGAGAGAGGCUAUGGGUCGAAUUUCGGACCAACCUGCACAACAGGUGAUGUGAUGGGGUGUGGGGUUGACUUUGAUACUGAUGUCGGAGUCAAUUACGUUAAAGUAUUUUUCACUAAAAAUGGCCGCCAGGUCGGACAGUCGCAGAAAAUGAAGAGACCAAUCCAUGGACUUUAUCCUCUAUUUGGUUUGCACAGUGAGGGAGAGAAGGUGAAGUACAGGGGCCACUGGCUGCGUAGUCCUGACAACCUCCAGAUACCAAUGGAACUAGACUCCUCGCCCUCGACAUACUGGCUACGAUCAAACGGUGUCAAAUUCGUCGACGACGGUCUUUCGCUAGAAUAUGCAGGCGAAGGCGGAAACGUACAAGACGUUGGUAGCGCACAAGCAAAUUUCCAAAUAUCUCCCACUAAUCAUUACUUUGAAUUGGAGAUCGUUGACGCAGGGUCUAUCGGAGCAGUGGCAAUAGGGCUAGCUAAAACAACAUACCCACUUAACAGGCACCCUGGCUGGAACCCUGGUGCCGUGGGGUACCAUGCUGACGACGGGAAGCUCUUCAAGGAGAAGGGAAUGGGGAGUGUGUUCGGCCCAUCGUGCACCACUGGAGACACAAUGGGUUGCGGGGUACGGUUUACUCCCUCUUCUGACUACGAGGAGUACAUGGAAGAAAAUGAUAGCAGCUCUGAGACGAGUCUACCCGAAGAGGUCCAAUAUGCCGAUCAAUACUUGUCGGAUAAUUCGGACGACGACUAUGAUGACUAUUUCGGUUUUGGCGGGCUUGGAGGCGGGUUAGGUGGGCGAGGUUUUGGGUUGAGGAUGCCAAUGCAAGUUCCCUCGGAGUCAAAAGAAAAGAAAAAGGAUAAAGACAAAGAGAGAACUAUCACCGUCUAUUUCACAAAGAAUGGAGAGGAGGUUGGAGAGACCGAGUGUGUGGUCCCUUCUGGCGGGUUCUAUCCCAUCGUUGCAAUGCUUAGCAGAGGAGAAAAAAUUAAAGUUAAUUUGAGUCCUAUUACUGGAUGAAGCGUAUGGUGUUUUGUGUGAGUGGUAGAGAGAUUUUUUUAGAGAUUUUUGUAGAGAUCCUGCCACCAG
Messenger RNA from Amphimedon queenslandica, 1545 nucleotides. Its product is annotated as SPRY domain-containing protein 3-like. Bases 166 to 1476 code for a protein of 436 amino acids. Gene Ontology annotation, molecular function: protein binding. The transcript is spliced from 5 exons. NCBI's taxonomy places the organism in Eukaryota, Metazoa, Porifera, Demospongiae, Haplosclerida, Niphatidae. The record is from RefSeq and is a predicted model, not a curated record.